AAUUUGCAGCAGGCUCCCGCUGAUAACAACAACAACAUUCCUAUUGGAAAUAUUGCCAAUCAAAGAGAGAUGCCGGGAACAAACAGCGCGGCAAACAACGUACUUCCUAUUGGAAAUAUGGCAAUGCAAAGAGAGAUGCAGGGAACAAGCAGCAGCAGCAGCAGCUCUACAAACAACGUAGUCGCAGCACCAGUUCCUCGUGUUUCUCAAACUAAUGCACGUGCAAAUCGUGAGCGUGCUACGGAUCAACGAGGGGUAGAUAUUUUAGAAAAAUUAUUCAAUAUAUAG
Meloidogyne enterolobii is the source of this 288-nucleotide messenger RNA. Lineage: Eukaryota; Metazoa; Nematoda; Chromadorea; Rhabditida; Meloidogynidae. The record is from the annotation of a GenBank genome assembly.